UUGUCUUGAUUCAACUAGGUCGGAGAGAGGUGUAUAUCGGGAACCCUCCCACAUUGUCGUUAGUCGAUUUGCAUCCAUCCACACUCAUUGGCUUCUGCACACCAGUGAUGCGUUCGCUUAUUUGGAUUUUGGCUACGACGUUAGCUGUGGCACUAGGCGCUAUUAGCGAAGCAGACGUACCUGUAGUAAUUCAUCUCCCAGCACAACACCACCGUCCAAGAUUUUUAGGACAGGUUGUCCCACCACGUGCUGUUAAUGCGGCCCCACGCGCCCCAGCCCCAACUAUUGCCCAAGAAAAGGCUAUCGCCGUUCCACAACCACAACAACCAAUUGCCCUCCCACCAGCACCACCAGCAGCGCAACAACCAGUGUUGCCAGUGACCAAUGGAGAUCAAUCAUUUGCUCCAAGAGUUGGAGCCGCCAUUCCACCACCUCCACCAGUCAAUAUUCCAACUGAUGUUCAAAACCAGCUUAUCAAAUUCUUUGGACUUGACUCGUUUGGAAUUCCAGGACUUACUGGCAACCAUCCAGAAGGAUUCGCUGGAGCCGUACAAGAGAUGAGAGCUGCCGGAAUUCCAGUUCCAGGAAUUCCAGCCGAACAGGUUAACCCAGAAGCUGCCGGAGUCAAGACCGUUACCGAUGAUGUUCUUGCACAAGCCAAUCCAAAUUUCCAAGACCAACUUUCCCAAAUUCAAAACGCUGUAAACAAUCCAGGACCAUACAAGGGAGGAGCAAAUGUUCCACUUCCAGCUGAGCAACCAGGAGAGAAUGGUCUUAUCGGACUUCUAUCUAACUCUAUCAGAAAGGUCAUCAAGGAGACCGGAGUGAGCGAUGCCCUCUCCAACUCUCUUCCAAACCUUCUUGGAUCUGGAUCAGGAGCUGAUUCAUCAUCUGCCCCAGCUGCAUCAUCCAACAUUCGUCGUGCCCCACAAGCCGCAGCUUCAUUCGAUGACGCUGUUGCUACUGUUUCUGCAUCUGCUGCAUCAUCUUCUAACAUUCGCAGACAACCAUCUGCUGCUCAAAGAGCCCUUUCUGGUUUUGCGGCCGCUCUCGGAGGAGGAGGCAACAACUCUCCAACUCAUGCAGGACUCCCAAGAAUUCCAGGAAUCCCACUUCUUCCAGGAGGUAUCCCAAGAAACUCUCAAGGACAAAUUGACAUCGUUAGUCUGAUCGGAUCAGUUACCAAGCGUGUAUCUAACGGAACCACCCUUUCUGAGCUUCUCCCACCAGAGAGACUCCAAACUCUCGCUGACAAUGUCACUGAUGCUCUUCUCCCAGAAACACCAACUGUCGAUCUUUCCAAAUUCAUGGGAAGAUGGUUUGAGGGAAUUAACUCUCCAAGAGCCACCGAACAAAGAUGCGUUGUUCAUCAUUACGGAGGACUUACCCGCAAUGACAAAACCGCCACUUUCACCGCUCUCAAGGUUUACAGAGAAGGAUCUGAGUUUGGACCAGUCAAGUAUUCUCUUGGGUAUGCUUUCCGUGGAGGAAACAAAGAUGCCAUGCUCCAACUUCACUCUUCUGAAACAAGUGACGCUCAACCAUUCUGGAUUUACAAACUUGGACCAGAGGGAAAGAACUCAUUCGGAGACUCCCAAUACGAGUACGCUAUCAUCUCCAAUUGGGUCAAAUAUCCAGUUACUGUUUUGGUUCGCGACCCUGAUACUUUCAAGACCAAAUACCAGAAAGAGGUUCUCCGUUGGCUUGAAGACCAAGGAUUCAUCAACGGAUUUAUCAGAGCAUUCAACCUUCUCCAACCAGCUGGAUACUCAACCUGUCAAUACGCAGACUCGACUUUUGAAGUUUUCGGAAAGUAAAUCCAACCACAGUCAACGAGUACAUUGGGCCCUCAGUCGCACCCACCAAAUUAAUUUUUACUGAAAAAUCUCUUAAAUGACCUCUUUCUCCUUCUCACUUUUAUUGCCUAUUUUUUCGCCAAACAUUCCCGCAUCAGUUUGCAAUUACUUGUUGUUGUACAGUUCUUAAUAAUUGCAUUAUAAAUUUAAUAACUCUUUAAUAAUAUAAGAACCCGCAUAAUAAAAAUUCGUAAUAAACAUUUCUUUCCA
Molecule: messenger RNA, 2066 nt
Organism: Caenorhabditis elegans
Lineage: Eukaryota; Metazoa; Nematoda; Chromadorea; Rhabditida; Rhabditidae
Gene: lpr-3
Product: Lipocalin domain-containing protein
Exons: 7
Coding region: 108-1817 (569 amino acids)
Source: RefSeq, marked reviewed